AACCCGGGUACCCGCCGGCCAGAGAGCCUGCAGUUCAAGGCGAGCUCCGCGGCGGCGUCGGCCCCGCAGCGCACACCUUUGGCCGCCUCCCAGCCCUCCCUGCCCGACGCGCUCGGGGCCGCCACAAGACGAGGCAUGGCCACCCCACCCAAGAGGAGCUGCCCAUCUCCCGCAGCCAGCUCUGAGGGGACCCGCAUCAAGAAAAUUUCCAUCGAAGGGAACAUCGCUGCUGGGAAGUCAACAUUUGUGAAUAUCCUUAAACAAGUCUGUGAGGAUUGGGAAGUGGUUCCUGAACCUGUUGCCAGGUGGUGCAAUGUUCAAAGUACUCAGGAUGAAUUUGAGGAACUGACAACGUCUCAGAAAAGUGGUGGGAAUGUUCUUCAGAUGAUGUAUGAGAAACCUGAACGGUGGUCUUUCACCUUCCAGUCAUAUGCCUGCCUCAGUCGAAUACGAGCUCAGCUUGCCGCUCUCAAUGGCAAGCUCAAAGAUGCGGAGAAACCUGUAUUAUUUUUUGAACGAUCUGUGUAUAGUGACAGGUAUAUUUUUGCAUCUAAUUUGUAUGAAUCUGACUGCAUGAAUGAAACAGAGUGGACCAUUUAUCAAGACUGGCAUGACUGGAUGAAUAACCAGUUUGGCCAAAGCCUUGAACUGGAUGGAAUCAUUUAUCUUCGAGCCACUCCAGAGAAAUGCUUGAAUAGAAUAUAUUUACGGGGAAGAAAUGAAGAACAAGGCAUUCCUCUUGAAUACUUAGAGAAGCUUCACUAUAAGCAUGAAAGCUGGCUCCUGCAUAGAACACUAAAAACCAACUUUGAUUAUCUACAGGAAGUGCCUAUCUUAACACUGGAUGUUAAUGAAGACUUUAAAGACAAACACGACAGUCUGGUUGAAAAGGUAAAAGAAUUUUUGAGCACUUUGUGAUCUUGCUGAAGACUACAGGCAGCC
Molecule: messenger RNA, 942 nt
Organism: Eubalaena glacialis (North Atlantic right whale)
Lineage: Eukaryota; Metazoa; Chordata; Mammalia; Artiodactyla; Balaenidae
Gene: DCK
Product: deoxycytidine kinase
Exons: 7
Coding region: 136-918 (260 amino acids)
Biological process (GO): nucleobase-containing compound metabolic process
Cellular component (GO): cytoplasm; mitochondrion
Molecular function (GO): ATP binding; deoxycytidine kinase activity
Source: RefSeq, a predicted model, not a curated record